Quercus robur (English oak) is the source of this 1268-nucleotide messenger RNA. RefSeq names its product probable carboxylesterase 2. NCBI's taxonomy places the organism in Eukaryota, Viridiplantae, Streptophyta, Magnoliopsida, Fagales, Fagaceae. The transcript has a single exon. Gene Ontology annotation, molecular function: hydrolase activity. The record is from RefSeq and is a predicted model, not a curated record. The coding region runs from base 83 to 1078 and encodes 331 amino acids.
ACAAACGAGAGGAGGAGAAACAACUCAAAACUCACAACACACUUCCUCCUCUCUCUCUCUCUCUCUCUCUCACCCAUCAUCCAUGGACUCAAGCAAAGCAGAAAUAGCUCAAGAGUUUCCCGGAAUGAUACGAGUCUACAGAGAUGGUCAUGUCGAAAGGUUAGUAGAAACUGAUUUUGUUCCAGCAUCAAAUGAUACCAUAACUGGUGUCACAUCCAAAGACAUCACAAUCCUAUCCAAAUCCAAUAUCUCUAUCUCCGCUCGCCUUUACCUCCCUACAAAACUUGCCAAUCCAAACCAAAAGCUUCCUCUACUUGUUUACUUCCAUGGUGGUGCUUUUUGUCUCUCUUCCCCAUUCACUUCCAAGUACUACAACUAUGUUAACACUCUUGUGUCUGAAGCUAACGUUGUUGCAAUCUCAGUGAAUUAUAGGAAAGCCCCUGAACACCCAAUUCCAGCUGCAUACGAGGAUUCUUGGGCUGCUUUACAAUGGGUUGAGUCCCAUUGUAACAAUGGUGGGCCUGAGGCUUGGUUGAAUGAGCAUGUGGAUUUUGAGAGAGUGUUCUUAGCUGGAGAAAGUAGUGGUGCUAAUGUUGCUUAUAAUUUGGCUAUGAAGGUUGGAGAGACCCAGGCCCAGGCUCAAUUUGGGCUUAAGAUGGGCCUUCUUGGGGUUGCUUUAGUCCACCCAUUUUUUUGGGGUUCAAACCCUACUGGGUCAGAUGCCCAAAACCCAAGUUGGAAGGCCGUGGUGGAUCGGUUGUGGCCAUUUGUGUGCCCAGCCCAACCAGAUAAUGAUAACCCAUGGGCUAACCCGGUGGCAGAGGGUGCACCUAGCUUGGCCCAAUUGGGGUGCAGGAGGGUUUUGGUGUGUGUGGCUGAGAAGGAUAUACUCAGGGAUAGAGGGUGGCUUUUUUAUGAGGCAUUGAGUAGGAGUGGAUGGAUGGGUGUGGUGGAAAUUGAAGAAACAGAAGGGGAGGAUCAUGGGUUUCAUUUGAAUGAUUUGAAAUGUGAGAAAGCUAGGGAUUUGAUCAAACACUUGGCUGAUUUUUUCAAUAGGGACAUGCCUCCACUGAUUUGAUUUGAUUGAGGGCUCUUGCAGUUGAGGAAAAUCAGAAAAUAUAGUAUCCUUUGGGCUUCUUUUAUUCAAUUUUUUAAGCUUUAAGAUUUGUUGUUUUUGGUUUGUCUCUGUUAGGCUUUCUUCACGUAAAGCUUUGUCAUCACUCGUCACGUGUGGUAUGUACAAUAAUAAUAUUGUUUUUCUUUUCAAA